GGUUUUCAUCGAAUACAACAGAACUGAUUUAAUUUAGCAAACGAUACUUGGUACCACAGUAAUAUCGAUCAACAUGAAGGCCUUGAUUUGCUUGAUGCUGAUUUCGGCGGCAUAUGCUGCAGAAAAAGCGGAAGAAAAGGCAGAAGAUAAGAACCUUAAAAAACGUGGACUUUUGGGUCUUGGAUAUGGAGGACAUGGAGGAUAUGGUGGAUAUGGAGGAUAUGGAGGAUAUGGAGGUUACGGAAGUUAUGGAGCUUAUGGAGGAGGUUAUGGAGGCUACGAAGGUGGUCACUCAGUCGCAGUUGCUGCCGUCCCAGUUCCUGUUGACAGACCAUACCCAGUUCCUGUUGACAGACCUUACCCAGUUAAGGUACCAGUCGCUGUUCCACAACCAGUGCCAGUAGCCGUUCCCGUCGACAGACCAUACCCAGUUGUUCAAACCAAAACUGUAACGGUUCCAGUUGACAGGCCUUACCCAGUCUCCGUCCCUGUCCAAGUUCCAGUACCCGUACCUGCGCCUUACCCAGUCAAGGUACCAGUUGCUCAUCCAGUACCAGUCCACGUUUCUCAUCCGGUUCCAGUUGCGGUUCCACAACCUGUCGUCGUCAAGGAAACGGUUCCCGUUCUCGUUAAGGGCGGUCAUGGUCAUUAUUAGAUGAAAAAUCUUUUCUCCUCUUAUUAUCUUUACCUAUUUGACCCUUCAAAAAUUAUUCCUGUUUAACACCCAAAAUCGCAAAAAAAAACAUCAGUGACGAGAGCAAACCAAAAAAAAAGAAAAAAAAAACAUUCUUCCGUUGUCUUCCUUUUCCGCUCUUCCUCUCACUCACUCACUCACUCUCCUCUCUCUCUCUCUCUCUCUCUCUUAUCAUAGUAAAUACUUAAACUCGAUGAAAUAAAUAAUUGAUUUUGUAAAUGUUUUUCUAAAGAAA
Polistes dominula (European paper wasp) is the source of this 929-nucleotide messenger RNA. Its product is annotated as cuticular protein. Lineage: Eukaryota; Metazoa; Arthropoda; Insecta; Hymenoptera; Vespidae. The record is from RefSeq and is a predicted model, not a curated record.